AGCCUAGUAGUCCAUUAUGUCACUCUGUCAUUAUUAAUUACCUACUGUCCGUAAUAACUACUAAUUCUUGAGUGCUUUAUUUUAAACAAGUUAUAUGUACAUUAAGUAUUAUAAAACCCAAGAUACAAACUCAGCGUCUCAAAACCGUGGACAUAAAAUGACAGCACGAUUUAAAAUUAUGCGCUCAUUUCAAAUAGUCUCGCGCCGCUCGCGUCUCCGUGCGCUCGUUAAAAAUGCCGAAGUGUUCGAUGAGAAAUUGUAAAAAUACUACAUCAAAAACGUUAAAAAAGGAUGGGAUAUCGUAUUUUCGUUUUCCUCGUGACCCAAUACGAUGCGGAGAAUGGACAUCAAUCGUCAGUCAAGAAAGGCGUCAAGAUUUUUUUAAGCCAAAUAGUUCUAACGUCGUUUGCUCUGAGCAUUUUUUGGACAAAGACAUGUAUGUCAGUGCAAAAGGCAUAAAGCGUCUUCUUAAAACGGCUGUUCCUAGUGUACCGGAUAUAUCAGCACAGGACCUCGAGUUUAUUGAAAUACCGGAUGAUGGCGGUGAUACUGAAGUCUGUCGUACAUGUUCAAUGUCUGAUGUAGAAAAUAAGGAAGUCAAUACAUCCCUGAGUACAAGCUUAAUUUUACAUAUACACACCACCGAAGGAUCCACCACGGAUACACCACGAAAAGUUGACAUAACAAGUGAACUCCACAAAUUCCGCAGAAGGCUAAUUAGCAAGGAUAAACUCAUUAACAACUUAAGAAAGAAAAAUUCUAGACUUGUUAAAAAGACCAUUUUACUUAAGAAUGCGUUAAAACUUUUAAAGAAAAGAUUUAAAGAUUGAUGUAGGUACACAUGUCCUACCCAAAAAUAUAUUUACGCUCAGAUAAAAGUACAAUUAUGAGUUUAGAACACAAUUUAACUAACUCUUAAAAUACUAAUUCAAUGUCUUUUAUUAAAAAAAUGUAUAUACAAAUAUUCGUCUUCACACCAUGCCCUGUCCUGCUGGCUAACUUCGGUCAUAAAAUUUGAUUGUUUAUUGUACACUGCUUUGUAAUAGCAACUUUGAAUUUGCAAAAGAUAUGUUUAUAGCAUAACUAUAACUACGUAGGUAUAAUUGGUGAGUGCUUAAUGACGGUUUCGAGUGCUAGUUUUGUUUGAGGCUGUGCAUCUUGGGUUUUUAUAAAAUAUAUCAAUGAAGUAAUA
Messenger RNA from Bombyx mori (domestic silkworm), 1192 nucleotides. RefSeq lists its product as uncharacterized. Lineage: Eukaryota; Metazoa; Arthropoda; Insecta; Lepidoptera; Bombycidae. The transcript has 4 exons. Gene Ontology annotation, molecular function: sequence-specific DNA binding. Bases 234 to 830 code for a protein of 198 amino acids. The record is from RefSeq and is a predicted model, not a curated record.